AUGCCGCCCCAGGGGAAACGCCUCGUGGUAUGUCUGGAUGGCACAUGGGUCAACAGCGAUCAGGGGUAUAAUCGCCCCACCAUUCAUGAUCCGAAUUAUACACUUCAAGUGCCGUCGAACGUGACUCGGCUCUAUCGGGCCCUGCGAAAGAAGGGUCUUGAUGGAAUGAGCCAAGUCGUAUACUACCACCCGGGUGUCGGUUCCUCGGGGUCUCUCUCAGAUGAACUUGCUGGAGGAAUCUUUGGUUCUGGCGUUGAUGAGAAUAUUAGAGAAGCGUAUAGCUUCGUCGCGACAAAUUACGAGCCCGGCGAUGAAAUCAUCCUCCUCGGAUUCUCCCGAGGUGCAUUUACUGCUCGUAGCGUGGCUGGACUCAUCACUGAAAUCGGGCUUCUCACCUCCAGAGGAAUGGAGUAUCUCUAUCCCAUUUUCAAGGAUACAGAAAACUUCAGAAACCCUGACUACAAGGACAAUUUUCCUACGAUACCAUUCCCCAACAAGCCCGUCGAUCAAAGAGAGUAUAAGCUACGCCUUGAAGAUAUGGAUAUCGCAUCAAGGUCCGCUGCGUCGCUGUUUUCGAAACAGUGGGAAGUCUCGGCAUUCCAGACUCAAAUCUAUCCAACAGUCUCAAAAUACCUCGCUCCACAAGAGAAUAAGUAUUCCUUCGAUCCACCUUAUCCCCAACAAAUAACUAACUAUUCAAUACAUGCAAAUGCCCUUUCCAACACAAUUGAGCACGCUUUUCAAGCACUAGCUCUAGAUGAAAUUCGCACAUCAUUUGCCCCAGCCGUCUGGGAACGACCUCGCGGUGUCCGCACCGAUCUCCGGCAAGUCUGGUUCUGCGGCGCGCACUCCAACGUCGGCGGUGGUCUCCCCGAUCAAGAGCUCGCCAACGUAUCCAUGGCCUGGAUGAUGGACCAACUGGCUGAUCUUGGUGUCGCCUUUGAGGAGGAUACAAUCGAUAGAAUCUUCCAAGAAAGUGUCUUGUACUAUUACGAUCAAGAUCAAGACGGGAGACAAACGAAUGACAGCCCCAAACACAAUCGAUGGAAACAAUGGGCGGUUGAUUCCAUCUAUGAGGAGCACAGGCCUGUACGGCCAUGGGGUCUGGGUGAAAUUAUUCAACCGGACACCGGAUUUUACAAAUUAGGCGGGAAAACGACUCGCACUCCAGGAAUGUACCGUCGUAUCGAUCCGGAUACUGCAGUUCCUACACAUGAGUUCCUGGAGAAUACCAACGAGCGCAUUCACCGAUCUGUUCGGAUUCGACUCGCCCUCGAGGGGUUGAACUAUGAUGAUGUCGGUCUGUACAAGUGCCGCGCUCUGUUGAGAAAAGGACCGUGGCUACUUCAGAAAGUGCGGAUUAGGUCACACCGGGAGAUACACGAUCGAGAUGGCUAUGGGGAUGAGAAGGAUGUUGUUCAGCAGAAGGAUGAGUUGCGGUGGGGAUGGGUGUAUGAUGGGCCUGCAGAGGAGAUGCCUCCCUCUGUGAUCAUGCUGGAGGAGGUGUUGGGCCCGUAUGAGAAGCAGCUUCUUGGUCUUAACAAGGGUACGUCUGCGCCAAUGCUUCUCGGCUUCCGAGAAUAUUGA
Molecule: messenger RNA, 1587 nt
Organism: Penicillium daleae
Lineage: Eukaryota; Fungi; Ascomycota; Eurotiomycetes; Eurotiales; Aspergillaceae
Product: T6SS phospholipase effector Tle1-like catalytic domain-containing protein
Exons: 5
Coding region: 1-1587 (528 amino acids)
Source: RefSeq, a predicted model, not a curated record